UCUUCGGCGAGUCUUCGCCGUCUAGUGUGAAAUAUCGCGCCCAAGUGUUACGAGCCUACGGGCCACGCGGCCUCCUCUCGUACGCGACACGACCUGUCCUCCGUCGCUGACGGAGACGUCCGGUGCCGCGACACGACGACGACGACGACGACGACGACGAUUUUCCGUUCCCCGCCGCCGCCGUGUAGCCCCGACCGCGCUCGUUUUUCUCGCGACACGUCGCGAAUUCGAUCGGGGAAUAACACCCCUGAUCGGCGGAUUUCUUAUAUCCUUCCCGACCUGUCGCCGGUCGCAUUUACAUACAUACGUACCCUCCGGAAUCCGGAGGCUUCCCUCGAGCGACAUCCUCGAUCUUAGAUCGAGGUUUUGAGCGGGGAUCACGAGUCGCUACUGGAGUUCUGCUCUGCGAAGGGCGAAAGGGUCGAGCGCGCGACGCGAGAACUGGAGAACGCCGAGAAUGCAGCCGGCGAACGUUCCGCGGACGCCGGAUUCUCCAACGCGCACCUCUUGCCACGAGCGCGAUCGGGAGCGCGAGAGGGAACGCGAGCAGGAUCGGGAUCGCGAGCGAGACCGCGGCGGAAGGCAAAGCCGCAUGAGUCCCGAGGAGGAUCGGGAGGAUCGCGAGGAGCGCAGCUCGAUCGCCAGGCAGAGCCUCGGAUCCGCCGCGAUCUCGGCUAAUCCAGGAUUGCAGUUGUCCUUGUCGCUGGAGGAUCGCGAGCUCUGGACCAGGUUUCAGUGCAUCACGAACGAGAUGAUCGUGACGAAGAACGGAAGGAGGAUGUUUCCGGUGGUGAAGGUCGUGGCACGGGGUUUGGAGCCUGCGGCAAUGUACACCCUGCUACUGGAAUUCGUGCAGGUUGACCAGCACAGGUGGAAAUACGUAAAUGGAGAAUGGGUGCCGGGUGGAAAGGCGGAAGUCGCGCCGCCUAAUCCGAUUUACAUACAUCCGGAAAGUCCGAAUUUCGGGGCUCAUUGGAUGAAGGAGGCGGUGUCGUUCGCCAAGGUGAAGCUGACGAACAAGUCGAACGGUAACGGACAGAUAAUGCUCAACUCGUUGCACAAAUAUGAACCGCACGUUCAUUUGGUUCGAGUGGGCGCCGAGGAGCAACGAACGGUUCUCACGUAUCGCUUCCCCGAGACCCAAUUUAUCGCGGUGACGGCGUACCAGAACGAGGAAGUGACGAGCCUGAAGAUCAAGUACAAUCCUUUCGCGAAGGCGUUCCUCGACGCGAAGGAGAGACCCGCGGAUCCGCAAACUUAUCCGCAAUACACCGGUCCCUGGUUCCUGUCGCAACCCACAAUGGGAUACGAGUACAACACCGCGUCCGCGAUAGCGGCCGCGCAAAAUCAAGUAUCGGCCAGCGUCGGCAAUCACCUCUCUAAUUCGUGCAGCGUCACCACUUCUGGCCACAGGAGCACCUGCAGAGCGGCGCCGUAUACCUUGAGGCACAAGUACGUCCAAGACGAACAACACGCGGAUCCCUACGCUCCUAUGCCGCUGCUGCAUUCCACCGCCUACGUAACAGCCCCAGCCUGGUCACCACGCAGUCCGGAGGCUUUGCAGAACCUAAACCCCGCGUGUCUACCGCCGACUGCAUCGCAGGAGUGGCCGACGUCGCCGUCGCCGUCGCCAACGUCCUCGGCGCACACGGUCCUCGGCAGAGCCGUGGUUGGCACCGCGUCCGCCGCUGCUGUCGCUGCCGCCACCACCGUCACCGGAUGCACGUUGUACGUGCCCUCAAAUUUACCGCCGCAGGAGCACGGUGGGCACUGCACGGACUCGUCCUGGAUCCAUCCGAGCGCACUCGAGCAGCAACAGCAGCAGCAACAACAGCAACAGCAACACCAACAGCAACCCUACCUAAACCUAAAUCUCCAUCUGCAUCAUCAGAUGUCUUCUUACGGCUCCGUGCCGCACGCGGGAUUGCAUCACGGCCUACAUCCAGGUGGAGAAGCAGUGCCUCCGACGGACACGAACGAGUACGUUCACGAGUACCAUCACGUCUCACCAGUGCAGUCGACCACCCCCGAUCAGCACCGUCAUCACCCACAGCAGCAGCAGCAGCAGCAGCAGCAGCAGCAACAGCAACAGCAGCAGCAACAACAGCAACAACAGCCGUCCCAGUCGCAGCAUCAUCCGCAAGCGCAGAUGUUGCAUUUGCAGGCGUUACCACAGACAGGCACCACCUCACCGGCCAGUGUGGAGUACGACAGCCCUCCGAAGGAACAUCCCCACAUCCAAGUGAGCUACUCGGAGCAAAGUGCGGACGCUUUAAGCGAGGCGCAGCAAGACGACGAGAGAAGAUACCUGACCACAGUGGUGGAUCGUCAUCACCAUCAUCACCAUCAUCACCAUCAUCACAAUCAUCAUCGACAGGAUACGGAGAUCUCCAAUGCGGAGCAACCUAGUGCCUGGACGCCGUUGACACCGCCGCCGGCGCCGCAGACCACCGCCAUCUGAUUCGAUCGCGUCCCGGACUCGCGCGGAAAAUCCCACGUUUACUUCUCACUCGUGAACGGUUCGUGGUGUACCGAAAGUGCCGUCGCGAUCGCGAAGAGGAAAUUAUCAAUCGCGGGGAAUCGUCGCCGCGAUGUCGAGUAUGUCGAGCACGCCAACGCGCGCGAUUGAUGUUUGAACAUCGAUUAAUAUGAUAUGUUGAUUGCAUUCUAGAAUAAUCGCGCACGAUAGACAUCGCAAUGCUGAAUCGUACUGAUCCGUCCCGUGAAACGUCUCUGGUAUUAUCGAUUAUUUUUGAGCAAUUACAAAUAUCGUUAAUACGUUAGGUAUGUCGAGAGAGAAAUAAAGU
Harpegnathos saltator (Jerdon's jumping ant) is the source of this 2807-nucleotide messenger RNA. It is a transcript of the gene byn, whose product is annotated as T-domain transcriptional activator brachyenteron. Gene Ontology annotation, cellular component: chromatin; nucleus. The record is from RefSeq and is a predicted model, not a curated record. Gene Ontology annotation, molecular function: DNA-binding transcription factor activity, RNA polymerase II-specific; RNA polymerase II cis-regulatory region sequence-specific DNA binding. Gene Ontology annotation, biological process: cell fate specification; positive regulation of DNA-templated transcription; regulation of transcription by RNA polymerase II. The transcript has 6 exons. Bases 458 to 2461 code for a protein of 667 amino acids. Lineage: Eukaryota; Metazoa; Arthropoda; Insecta; Hymenoptera; Formicidae.